UGCGAUACUUGUGUAUUCAUUGAUGUGAGUAGACCGCGGCAGUUCAAAAGAAGCGUUGAUUGGGAGAGGUGUGAAAAUGGAGGGGGAACUUAAAUGUCCUGUUUGCUCCAAAUAUUAUGUGAAACCAGUGUUACUCUCAUGUUCUCAUAAUUUAUGUUCUGGAUGUGCUCACAGUUUGCAAGAUUUAGCGGAUAAAUUUUUACCUCAAAAUGACGAAAAUAAUUCGGACCAUGGUGAUUAUCCGGACGUUGACAAAUUGAGUAUUGUCAGCGAAACGGACAGUGGUGUCGUCUGCAAUAGCAGACCAAGCAGUUACAUCAGCACACCAAGUAUCCACAAUUUAUUUUUGUCUUCAACCCAUCUUGCAAAUGGGUGCGUUUAUGGAAUAAAAUGCCCAGUGUGUAAAAAAGUUACCUAUUUGGGUGAAACUGGAUUUCAGUCACUUCCACGGAAUCGUGUCUUGGAUAUAAUCGUCGAGAAAUUUUCAGACUCAAGUGAUAAAAUUGAAAAUGUUAUUCUUAAGUGUGAACUUUGUGAUACUGAUAAGCCAAGAGAUGCCACGGUGGUUUGUGAACAGUGCGAAGUGCAUUACUGUGAAUCAUGCAGAGAACGUUGCCAUCCUAGCAGAGGACCCCUUGCAAAGCACAAUUUGAUCGACCCAGAAAAAGGGCGCACUUUAUUGCGAGCUAAAUUAAAAAACAAAGAUCAGAAAUGCUAUGAACACACUGAGGAAGUUUUAAGCUUGUACUGUUUGACGUGUAAGAUCCCAAUAUGUAUAAUGUGCCAGCAAGACGGACCCCAUAUCAAUCACGACUCUCAGGCUAUUGGUGCUAUGUGUAAAACUCACAAGACGGAACUGUCUCAGACGCUACAAUCCCUCUCUGAAAAGGCCAAGACAGAGACAGAGUUUAUACAGAAGUUGAAGGCCAUGACAGAACGAAUACCGCCCAACUGUGUGGAUUUUGAAGCCCUAGUCGUAGCGCAGUGUGAUUCCCUCAUUGACGCCAUCCAACAACGCAAGCAAGAGUUACUAGACUUCGUGAGCGCUGAGCGCGACAUGAAGGUGAAAAUCCUGAAGGAUCAGGCCCAUGCGUGCACCAGUCACCUUCAGAAAACCACCAGUCUGCUGUACUUCUGCAUUGAGGUGCUGAAAGAGUCGGAUCCUGCAUCAUUUUUACAGAUCUCAAGUUCGCUGUUGAAUCGGGUAUCAUUGGUGGAUCAGCACUUCUUCAAGGAAAUAGGCCUGAUACCACGGGUAUCCCCAGAGUUCGAGCUCACCCUUGACAACUCAUCUGUCCUUCAUGCCAUACAGACAAUGAACUUCUUUCAAAUGAAAGCUCCGGGUCAGCCCGCAAUCCUACCUGAGGAGUGCAGUGCAGAGAACAACAGUGUAACUAUUGCCUGGCAACCAUAUCCAGGGAGCGUAGUGGAUGCUUACACCCUUGAGUUGGAUGACGGGAAUGGGGGCGACUUUCGGGUGGUAUAUAUUGGUCCAGAAAUGAUGUGCACAGUGGAUGGCCUACAUUUUAACAGCAUCUACAAUGCACGAGUCAAGUGUCAGAAUCAUGCGGGAGAGAGCGAUUACAGUGAUCUAGUCAGUCUGCAAACAGCAGAAGUGGCGUGGUUUAGCCUUGAUUCAGUCACUGCUCACCCCGACAUCAUCACCUCCAACGACAAUCUUACGGCAACAUGUAACAGCUUUGAACAUCGCGUAAUACUUGGCAGCACAGGACUCUCACGCGGGGUCCACUACUGGGAAGUGACCAUCAACAGAUAUGAGAACAACGCAGAUAUAGUAAUUGGCAUUGCACGCUUUGAUGUGACCAAGGACACCAUGCUAGGCAAAGAUAACAAAGGUUGGUCCAUGUAUAUCGACUACAAGCGGAGUUGGUUUCUGCACAAUGACAAGCACACGAACCGCACUGACGGUGGGAUUCAGGUGUCGAGUGUCAUUGGUGUGUUGCUUGAUUUACAUCACAAUACGCUUAACUAUUUUGUGAAUGGGGAGUCUCAAGGGCCGAUUGCGUUUUCAAAUCUGUGUGGUGUUUAUUUCCCAGCAGUCAGUAUUAACCGGAACAUUCAGGUCACACUACACACUGGACUUACCCCACCCAUCGAAACAUCUGAUAGCGAUGACUCAGCAGUUUAAAAUUUUGUAUUGAGUUUUAAAACAUGUUGCUUGUAAGAUUUAGUUCCAAGUCAAUUUAUUACAUUUUAAAUCUUGUCAUUUCUUAUGCACAUAUGCUAAACUUAUUGCCAGGAAAGAAAAUAGUGCUAAACGUUUUAAGUAUGAAUUACUUGGUAAACUUAAGUAAAAGUGUCAUACACCAUAGAUUGACUAUAAUAAUCAAUACAAAUGUAAAAUACUGAAACUUGAGAUAAUCAUUAUUAAAAUUAUACUUAUAUAAAACUUAUAAUCUUGUCAAUGAUUGUUUGACAGACUAGGCUUGCUUCAGUGUCUAAAUUGUUUACUUGAUUUGAUCAAUAAUGCAAUUGAUAAGAAAAGCUGUACUAGUUGGAGCAGCCAAUAAUCACGAUAGAGAUUGUUCAGUUAUAUAAGGUUGUCAUGUUUCAUUCAGUUUUUUAUGCUCAAGCAAAUUCAUUUUGGGGAGAGCAUAUAGUUGCCGCUUCGUCUGUCCGUCCGUGUGUCUGUCCGUGCACAAUUUUUGUCCGGGCUAUUUCUCAGCAACAAAUGACUGGAAUUCAAUGAAACUUUAUGGGAAGCUUUACUACCAAGAGGAGAUGUGCAUAUUAUCAGGGGGUUCUGGUCGGAUGAUUUUUCACAGAGUUAUGGCCCUUUGAAAUUUUUUAUAAAAAAUUCUUGUCCCUCCACCUACUGUGCCCUCAAGACGUUUCCUUUUAUCUGAAUAUAUAGUGCAAUAUUGUGACAAAAAAACCUUUGGGGAGCAUCACCCAUUGCCGACGGUUUCUUGUUUCAACAGGUUUUAACUCUAUGGGUCAGAAUGAAUUAAAACAUUAUGCACAAUUCUUAAGAUUUGUAAAACACAAUUAUUUUGCACAUUUACUGUUGUUAUUUUUAAUUUUGCAAAGCAAUCAAAUUAUCUUGUUGAGCGAUGUUUUAACUCAUACAUUUACAUAAAAUGUGCUGGUUUCAUCUUCAUAUAUUUCAUCGAUAUGUAUAUUUUGAUAAAUGUGAUAUAUUUUAUUAUAAGAUGGUAGUGUUUUAGAGUAUAUAUGUAUUCAUGCAUUGUAAAUAAGAAUGGAUUUGUUGUUUUAAGCUGUCUAUAAAGAUUUGAUUAUUUUCAUUUUAUGCAUUGUUUUGCACUUGAUUCAUUAUAAAAACUCGACAGUUUUUGUUUUAUUUUUUUUUUUUUUUUACAUUAAAUUUUAAUAAUAACUGUUAAGAAAGCUUACAACAAAGACCUAUAGAAUAACAAUAUUGUAUUUUAUAGGUCUUGCUUGCACUAGCUAUAAUGUUUACACAUAUUUAAUAUGGAUUAAAUUUUUUAAACAAUUACAGUAAUGAAAUGUUGUUGAUAGCAGAUUGUAUUGUAUUAAGCAUUUUUUUUUAAUUCCUGCAUUUGUUCUGCUUAAAAAAAAAAAAAAAAAUGUAUAUGCUGUACUUUCAUAAAUUAAAGAAUAUCAAAGUAUUGUUUCAUUGUUUUCUACAUUAUGAUGAUUUCAUAAUUUCUCAGAGCAAAAUUUAUUUUGGAUUCUACAUGUAUGUUCUCUUCUUUUCAGGUUUAUAUCUAUGUAUAAUGUAUAUUUCAAUCAACAACUGUUUGAGUUUGUGGUGUAUCCAUGUAAAAAGAAUGUUCCAGCUAGGGCUGCUUGUGUCUUCUUGACACAUUUAAAGUGUUUAAUCUUAGACGAAUACAAAAGCAAAAGUAUAAUAAUAGUAAUAACAGCAGCUUAAAACAAAUAUUAUUAAAGCUAUUACAUUAUUAAAUAUUUUUAAUAUAAUUUUCAUUAGUUUAUACUUUUGCAUUAUUAAUUCUCUUGCAUCAUUAAAUAUUCAGUUUAAUGCAUUCUAUGAAAACUUAAAGAGCAACGUCAACAUUGGUAAAUAUAAAUGUUUGUGACUGAAAUUUACAGAGUUUUCAUACUAUUUUUUUCAUAGAUAUUUAGUUAAAUAAUUCCUCAUUUAAUAUCCUGAUGCAUGUUGGUUGUUUAGCAGUAUAUUGAGUUUUAUAGAAUAUCAGUCUACUUGCACUAGUGUAUCAAAUAGAUAUGUUCAUAUACAUUACACAUGCCCCAUUUAUGCAUUUUGUAACAUUUAAUGUAUGUGUAAGCAGUAAAGUAUUACCAGAAUUUUGAUGAUAAAGAAUAAAAACAAAAUCACGAAA
Messenger RNA from Dreissena polymorpha, 4307 nucleotides. RefSeq names its product E3 ubiquitin-protein ligase TRIM9-like. The transcript is spliced from 8 exons. Gene Ontology annotation, molecular function: zinc ion binding; protein binding. The coding region runs from base 77 to 2149 and encodes 690 amino acids. NCBI's taxonomy places the organism in Eukaryota, Metazoa, Mollusca, Bivalvia, Myida, Dreissenidae. The record is from RefSeq and is a predicted model, not a curated record.